UGUUUCACAUCGGUCGCCUUUGUGACGUGUGCUGCUGCUGGGCAACAGGGUCGUAAAUAGCAGCGGCUGAUUGGCCCAAUCAAACAUAAACUGUAAGCUGAUUGGUGGAGUGCUCACGGGAGUAAAAUUCAAAUAACGGGCGGGAGGGGAGGAGCAGAAAUCUGACACUAGACAGAGGGUGUGUGUGUGGGCACACUGUGGAGAGACAGUGAGGGGUGGGCUAGGUACUGUCACCCAGACACAGACGGUGUGAAACACCCUGACACAGAGGGAGGAAACAAACACUGGUACAAUCAGACGCUGAGAGCCGGGAUCAGCGAGGGAGCUGCGGCUUUGCAGAGAUCCCUUUCUCCGGGCGGGACAGAUCGAGUGAGCCGGGGGAUAGAGAGAGAGAGAGAGCCGGAGCUGGUCAGCUAGCAUGGCCCAGAAUGUGGAUCCUGCCGCCGCCGGCUCGGGAGCGGCCCGGAAAGGCAGCGAGAGCAGCACUUCCAUCGCCCGAGGGUCGGUGUCCAAGCGAUUGCAGCAGGAGCUGAUGACUCUGAUGAUGUCUGGUCACAAAGGGAUCUCUGCUUUCCCCGAAUCAGACAAUCUGUUCCGCUGGAUUGGAACCAUCGAUGGUGCUGCAGGAACGGUCUAUGAAGGUUUGAGGUAUAAGCUCUCGCUGGAAUUUCCCAGUGGAUAUCCGUACAACCCUCCGACUGUAAAGUUUCUCACUUCCUGCUACCAUCCCAAUGUUGACGGAGAAGGCAAUAUUUGUCUGGAUAUCCUCAAAGACAAAUGGUCCGCACUUUACGAUGUCAGGACAAUCCUGUUGUCGAUUCAGAGCCUGCUGGCUGAACCAAAUGUGCAAAGUCCCCUGAACGUUGCUGCAGCUCAACUAUGGUCCAACCAGCAAGAAUACAAACUACGAUUACAUGAAGCAUACGCUCGGCAGCUGAAGAGUUAAAGCGUCGUCUGCUCGCUGACCUGCAAUCUUCGUCUUGGUUCCUCCUGUGAUUCUUCUUUUGAAUGUUUGUCUGUCUGUCCAAUUAUGAGAAUGGGCACAUGUUUAUUUUUAAAUUUACCAUGUGAAUAAAGUGCACAGUGGCUGAAAUAUUUUCUAAUAAACCGCAUUUAUUGUUUCAA
Molecule: messenger RNA, 1125 nt
Organism: Stegostoma tigrinum
Lineage: Eukaryota; Metazoa; Chordata; Chondrichthyes; Orectolobiformes; Stegostomatidae
Gene: ube2c
Product: ubiquitin-conjugating enzyme E2C
Exons: 6
Coding region: 419-946 (175 amino acids)
Source: RefSeq, a predicted model, not a curated record